GUUCGUUACGCCAUUCUUGCAUGCUCUACUCCUAAACCACUCCUUAAAUAGCGUAAAGCGAAUGAUCAUUAUACAAUGGUGCAGAAAACUGUCUUGAAGGUCAAUAUUGCAUGCCUGAAAUGCAAGAAGAAUCUUCUCAAAGCAGUAACAUCGCUGCAAGGAGUUGACAAAGUUGAAGUGGAUGAAGCCAAGGGAACUUUGACAGUAACUGGAGAUGCAGACCCAUAUGAAAUUAUAGUACGUACAAGGAAAACAGGCAAAUUUGCUGAAGUGGUGAGUAUUGGUGCUCCUCCAAAGCCUGGGGACGGGCAGAACGAUCAAAAGAAGAAGGCGCAAGUUCUGAUACCCUAUAUCCCCCAGAAUUCAUGUUUUGUGUGUGAGCGAGUGCCUGUCGUCCAUGUGGGUUGCCGGGACGAGCCCUAUCCGCCAUGCUGUAUUUUGUGAUAUUUAUUUACUACAUCAUCUUGUCUUU
This is a messenger RNA of Carya illinoinensis, 472 nucleotides long. Its product is annotated as heavy metal-associated isoprenylated plant protein 2-like. NCBI's taxonomy places the organism in Eukaryota, Viridiplantae, Streptophyta, Magnoliopsida, Fagales, Juglandaceae. Bases 76 to 444 code for a protein of 122 amino acids. The record is from RefSeq and is a predicted model, not a curated record. Gene Ontology annotation, molecular function: metal ion binding. The transcript is spliced from 2 exons.